AUGCCGGUCUCGUUGCGCUGUCUGGUUACUGGGUUAGAUUCGCGGUACGGGCUCACCGUCACGAGACUACUGCGCGUCGCGACGUCCGACACACGAGUGCAGCGUCGUGUCGUGUGUUGCACCGAAAAUUCCCUCUCCCCCCCCCCCCCCCCCCCCCUCUUCACCGCACCGCGCACCCUUCGCCGCGUAGUCGCGGGCCCGCCUCGCGAAAUUUUCGAACGGGGCCGUUCCGCGCAGCGCCAUCUAUGGGCGGACGGCGGCCCGCACUCCGUAGCGCGUGGCCUUGAACUUGACAGCACAUCGCGACCGACCCAGUUUCGCGCGGCGGCGCGACGCAACCGCGCCCCCCCGCCGCCCCGCCGUCCCGCCCCCGCCCCCCCAGUCAACUGUCACGGCCGCGCCGGC
This is a messenger RNA of Iphiclides podalirius (scarce swallowtail), 405 nucleotides long. NCBI's taxonomy places the organism in Eukaryota, Metazoa, Arthropoda, Insecta, Lepidoptera, Papilionidae. The record is from the annotation of a GenBank genome assembly.